UUGUUGUUUCUAAUUGUAAUAUAGGACAAUGAUUGGGCCUAACAAUCAUUGUUUAAAUGCAGAUAGUCCCGCUGCAGUAUGUAGAUGUGUUUUGCAUGUGGGCCACAUUUUGCGUACUGUGCACCGCGGACGAAUCUUUCAAUCUCUCAAUUUAUUCCCCACCGCGACUAAUAGGUUGUAACGAGUUUCUACUGAGUUGAUCAAUGCCUUCUAAGUCUUUAUUUUAGGGAAUCCAGAGCUAAGCGGGUCUCGACAUGGCUGUCCUCGAGGAUGUUCCGGGUAUCGAAGUUACUGUACAAGUUGCUGGUAUCGAUGCUGCUGAAUAUGAGGAUCCCAACGCGUCGGAGCAGGAUGUCGCGGGCGCGAAUUGUCCCACUUCAACUAAGUACAUCGAAUGCAUCGAUGGGGCUGAGUUUGCUAUUAAGACACGAGUUACUGGAGACUACCGAUGGAGCCACCCGGUCACUGCUCUUAACUGGGAUUUUCGCAUGGACGAUAAAAGUACUCGGGGUUAUGUCAUAAGAAGAGGGGACAUGGUUAAUGGCGUCGCAACAAAAACUAAAGCUGACGACACGGUGUAUUGCAGUCAUACCAAGCAAUGGAUUCGUCAAAGGUUUCAGUUCUCUGCCGUCGACGUCGUUGACGACGCGAAAAAGGAUCGAAUCGAAGAUGACACCAAGAUAGCUAAGCACCUUGGGAUGAUUCAAGUUCGUAUAUAUCGGUGUAUCUAUUUAGGACAUCGCGCAUCAUCAUUCCGAAAGCCUACUACAAGCAAUAAAUUAGAGCUUGCAGAGAAGUCUCUUAAGGGCAAAGCUAUAUCGCACGGAACUUCAUUUUUGUCAUCGGGGAAGGGCGUGCCUGCUCCCACGUCGUGUAAUAUAAGCUAUCUCGACGGGCGUGAUAAGCCGAUUGCGACGUUUCGAUUCCAUUAUAGAUCUAGAGAUGCUCUAAAACGCGAGAUGGUCAUUCCUCGAUCUCCAUCGCCAAGCCCAGGGCCGAAGCGAGAAGUCGCUCGAAUGUCGCGGGCCGAGCUGGAACGGUUAGCUGGAGAGAGGCUCGUCCAGUUGCAGAGAGAUGGUAAUAUUAAAGAAGAGCGCAAGCCUUCUUUGAAACGGGAAUUCAAAGAAGUCGUCGACUUGAGCGGCGAGACCGAGCGACCCGGAAAGUCCUCUCGAACCGCGCUGGAGAUACCGGAGGAAGUUAUUGAUCUGACAGACGAUUAAAUAUUGCCCGGUUGACGUGAUACUGAAGACGUAUCAAUUAUCUGCGGAUUUUGUCAUCAUGUCGCUCAUUUUCUUAUGAGAAGAGAAGGUUGAAUUGGAGUCGACCUAUCGGGGUUCGGGUUAUGAAACUAAAUAUGAGGGAAUUAGGUCUGCUAGAUUGUUCAAUGGUAGAAAAUUGUUCUCGGUGUGAUAAGCCGAGAAAGUGAAGAAGAAAGCGAAUCGAGGACGCUACCAAUAAAUUCAAAGGGCUAUAUGCGUACCUAGUAGGUUAGUGGCUAGUGAAGCUGAGCUUGACGUAACCAAUCCCCUUGUAGGAAAUGGAGCUCUAGUCCCACU
Daldinia decipiens is the source of this 1559-nucleotide messenger RNA. RefSeq lists its product as uncharacterized. Bases 255 to 1223 code for a protein of 322 amino acids. Lineage: Eukaryota; Fungi; Ascomycota; Sordariomycetes; Xylariales; Hypoxylaceae. The record is from RefSeq and is a predicted model, not a curated record. The transcript is spliced from 5 exons.